GGUAGUAAAAAAAAAACAGUUUUUUGGGUAUGUCGGCCGAGUGAAGGUCUCUGACAAACAAAGUCCAAAAAUAAUACAAAUUGUAUUACAAACAGUGCGAAUUUUUGGUCAAAUAAUACGUACAUGUGCUGUUUAUAUUUGGAGUCUAUUAUUAAAAUGCUAAACCGUUAACUCAUAUAAAUGUCUAGUGUAUAACCUCUCAAUAAGCAAUUAGCCUUUCUUAUUGUAAUAAAAUUCCUUAGCUCGCGAUAAAUGAAAGUGUUGUUUACAUUCCGUGAAGUGCAUGGUAUGCAGUUUGCGGCCGUUUUGGAUGCAAGUCGCAAGAAUAACGGGGCGAGUGUCCGCGAGUGAAAAUGCAGGGGCAAGAGUUUGUGUGUUCAAAAUGUGUGUAAAUCAGUGUAAUUUAAUUACAAGGUGUUAUUGUGGUGUUCUGUGCUGGAUGUCGCGGUAGGAUUGCCAUGUCCCGGCUGGUCGACUACUUCGUGAUUGUGGGAUUCGACCACGAGAAAGAAAGAGGCGGGCUGAGCAGUGGCGUCAUCCUACAACGCUUUCCAGAGAUCAACUGGGACGACACUCCUUUCCACGAGGGGAUAGAAUGGUUCUGCCAGCCACAAGGAUGGGCGUUGUCGACGGAGCGGUCGGAGCCGCGCUUCUACGUGUCGGUGCUGACGGACGUGGACGCGAACCGGCACUACUGCGCGUGCCUCUGCUUCAACGAGACCGUCGCCAUCACGCCCACCAAGCCCGCAGACGAGGACGAGGAAUCGUUGGAGCCGAGGCCGGUGGCCAACAUCACGCACCACAGCAUCAUGUACGCGCCCAAGUGCCUCGUCAUCGUGUCGCGACAGGACUACCUGGACACCUUUCGGAACUGCUUAGGCAUAAUCUACACAGUAUGGGUAGAGAACCUGGGCGUACCCCUGGAGACAUUGGUGGGCAACCUGCUGGGUUGUGUAUUAGUGCCUCCAGCGGGCGGUCCGCAGGUUCGCUUCAGCAUCGGCGCGGGCGACCGCCAGGCGUUGCAACCACCGGCCGCACCGCCGCUGCCCGUCACACAUACAUCCGUACACAUGCUACUGCGGUUAUUAGGCAUCCACAACUCAGUAACCCUCUGGUGCGCCGUGAUGUCCGAGCACAAAGUCCUGCUAGUCUCCCUCGCGGCGGCCCGCCUCGCGGCCGCCUGUAGAGCCCUCGCCGCGCUCAUGUUCCCGUUCCGCUACGCGCACGUGUACAUACCGCUGCUGCCGUCCGGCCUGGUAGAGGUCCUCGCGACGCCCACGCCCUUCCUUAUUGGCGUGCAUUCCAGUUUAAAGGAGGAGGUGUCUGAGUUGUUAGACGUGAUAGUAGCGGACCUGGACGUCGGUUCCCUCCACAUCCCCGCCGGCGUGAACAUCCCCCGGCCCGACGGAAAGCUCCUAUCAUCCCUCCAAGAAGACCUAGCAUUGGUCCUACAACCCGAGCUACGGUCUGCUGAUUCAGCCUUCGCACCACCACCCCCUGCGGCUUCACCGCCUCAUAUGCUGGAUAAGGAGAUUAGAGCCGUGUUUAUGCGGACGUUAGCGAAGUUGCUGCAGGGUUAUAGGCACUGCCUCACAAUCAUCCGCAUCCACCCAUCGCCGGUGCUCACAUUCCACAAAGCGGGGUUCUUGGGCAGCCGCGGGCUGGCGCAGUGCCCGUUCGCCGUGCGGCUGCUGGACUCCAUGUUCUUCAACGGGCUGGUGGCCGAGCGCGGCCCGCCGUGGCGCCCUACUGACAUAUGGGACGAGCUUGUGCAGAAUCUACCAGAACAACUGAGGUUAGAAUCGCUGAAUCCGAACCUGGAGCUGCAACACAUACAAGACCUCGCGAUGCAACUGCAACUCAACGAGAACCCUAACCCGCAGACAUACCAGCAGCGAAUUCUCCGACCACCAGAAGGAGCUUCAGCCCGCAUCCACCAGCCUCCCUUACCGACGUUAGACCCGGUGCGCGUCAAAGAGGUCAUCGAUGAGGUCACUGCGAGGAACGCAGAACAUCCCAAACUGACGGCGCUGCGGGCCGUGGUGCCGCGCAUCGUGCCGCCCGCCGCGCCGCCCGUGGGCGCGCCCGAGGCCGGCGCCGCGCUCGUCACCAACUCCGCGCGCCGCCUCGAGGUCCUCCGCGCCUGCAUAGCGGCGAUAUUCGAGUGCCGCUACGCGGACGCGCGCAAGUCGUUCCCCGCCGUGCUGCUGGCGCUGCGCGCGUGCGCCGCGCGCGCCGCGCUCGUGCGCGACCUGGCGGCGCGCCUGCCCAGCAACAAGCACCUGCUGCACCACCACCAGUUCGAGCUGCUCGUCAGACUGAUGAACUGCGCGCUUCAGUCUUCUUCAGCCUUGGACGAGCAUUCCAUAGCGGCGGCGAUGUUGCCGCUCGCGACCGCCUACUGCCGCAAGCUAUGUACCGGCGUCAUCCAAUACGCUUACAUGUGUAUACAGGAACACCAAGUGUGGACGAGCCAGCAGUUUUGGGAGGCGGCUUUCUAUCAGGACGUUCAGCGUGACAUCAAGGCUCUGUAUCUCCCCAGCCCCACGCACCACCAGAGGGCGCCUAGUCCGAGGGACGACGAAGAAUACUCAUUGCUAAGGGCCCAGGAACCUAGCGCGUUGGAAAUCGCCGCCGAACAAAUGAGGCUGUGGCCCUCACUACCUCCAGAGAAGCAGCGCGAAAUAAUAGCAAGCGAAGAGCAAACGCUAUACAGCCAAGCCAUACACUACGCAAAUAGGAUGGUCUACCUACUACUGCCACUAGAGGGCGCGGGGCGGCGCGCCGACGCGAGAGGGGACGACGCCGACAGAGCUAGCAAUAGCAUAACUAACAGUGUGGCGGAAUCGGAUAGCGCAGAUGCGGAGUCCGGUUUCGAGGAGGCCGACCCCGGCGAGGCCGGGAACAACGUCAUCAAGAUGGUCUCCCGAUUUGUAGACAAGGUGUGCACAGAAGGAGGGGUAACGGCAGACCACGUGCGGUGUCUACACCAAAUGAUCCCCGGCGUGGUGCACAUGCAUAUGGAGACCCUUGAUGCCGUGGCGAGGGAAAGCCGCCGCUUGCCGCCCGUACAAAAGCCGCGGAUAGUGGCCCCGUGGCUGGUGCCGGGCGAGGCGGUGGCGGGCGCGGCGCUGCGCUGCUGCCUGGCGGCGGACGGCCGCGCGGCGCCGCUGCUGCCCGCCGAGGGCGCGCUCUUCCUCACCAACUACCGCCUAGUGUUCCGCGGCGCGCCGCUCGACCCCUUCGCAUGCGAACAAACGGUCGUGCGGUCGUUCCCUUUAUGCGCGCUGACGCGUGAGAAAGCUGUGCGCACGCACUACCUACCGCACUUGGAGCACUCGCCGCAGGAAGGCCUGCAGCUACGCUCUGCCACCUUCCAGCUCAUCAAGGUUGUACUAGAUGAGGAAGUGAGUUCGGAACAACUAGACGUAUUCCGCAAGGCGUUAGCGCGGCUGCGGCACCCGCAGCACGCGACUCACCACUUCGCGCUCGCGCCGCGCGCCAUGCCGCCCCCGCCCGGACCGGUGCCCAAGCAUCACACGCUCAAGGGCUUUGCAAAGAAGACUCUACUAAAGACGGCCCGACGGGCGGGCCUCAAGCCUAAACCGUCCAAGAGGCAGAAGUACGUGCUACCUUCUGCCUCUGCAAGGUCGUUGACCUCGCCCCCGCUCAUGUCGUCCUUGUCUGCUGAUACACUCUCAUUGGAGGAGCUGGAGCUGGGCGACGCGGGGAGCGCGGAGGUGCCGGCGGCGCGCACGCUGGAGCGCGUGCGCGAGCGGGCCUACGCGCGCGACUGGGCGCGCCUCGGCCUCGCUGCGUCGCCCUUCCGCCUCACGCACACCAACGCCGUCUACACGCUGUGCCGGAGUUACCCAGCAGUGUUCCCCGUACCCGAGGGCGUGGGUGACGAGUCCCUCCGAAGAAUCGCUCGAUGCUACCGACAAACUCGCCUGCCGUGUCUCACGUGGCGACAUCCGAGAACGCAUGCAUUACUAGCCAGAUCAGCGGCGCCACACCACAAAGGCGUCAUGGGUAUGCUGAAAGGUAGCCACCAAACGCAAGGCGCCGCGCAAAGCGGCACUGAAACCACCUCUAGCUUAGAACAGGAACGAUACUUGGCAACCCUGGUAGCCUGUACGCCAGCGUCGCGGGGCGAGCUCGAAGAUUCAAGUCUCAGUUUAGACUCGUUACUCCUCACGGAAGAGCCCACGCACACGCCGCUGCUCAACAAGCCCGGUACCAUGGGAGCGGCCACACGAGGCUCCGGUGGCGCGGGCGGAGCGCGGCACUUCGGCCGCUGGGGCUCACUGAAGGGCCGACAACCUUCCAGCCUCGACCUGUACCAACGGCAGCGACUUUCCGCCGCCGAUGUCGACUCGGUAUCUGGCGACGGCACGGGCGGUGUCCGCCGCGCGUCCCUCUACAUCGUGACAGAGAAGGGGCUGAGCAUAGCGACGGUCGGCGGCUGCGAGCCGGUGCCGGCCGAGUACCCCGACGGCCGCGCCGCCAGGCACGCCUUCAAGAAGCUGCUGCGGGCAGCCGCGCCGUCCGCGCCUGCCGCACCCAACGAUCCUGGCUUCUACAGAUUGGUGGAGGAAUCAGGCUGGCUGUGGCAGCUCCGGCAGCUGUUCCAGCUAGCUGGCUGCGUAGUGGAUCUACUGGAUUUACAAGGUUCCUCUGUGCUGCUGUCGCUCGAGGACGGCUGGGACGUGGUGGCGCAGGUCUCAUCAUUGGCGCAAAUCUGCCUAGACCCCUACUAUCGUACGAUAGAAGGGUUCCGCACCCUCGUGGAGAAGGAGUGGCUGGCCCUUGGACACAAGUUCCAGCAGCGGCUCAACAUCGGGCCUACUCCUCAGCAGGGCUACACGCCCACCUUCCUCAUGUUCCUUGACGCUGUGCAUCAGCUCCAAAAGCAGUUCCCUUUAGCCUUCGAGUUCAACGACUAUUACACCCGCCUCGUCGCGUACCACAGUACGUCGUGUCGGUUCAGAACAUUCCUACUCGACAACGAGGCCUCACGAGCCGAACUAGGGCUCGUCGACGAGCGCCGGCCGGACAUCGGCAAUCGAUUGGGCGUGGAGACGGGCGUGACCGGUUCUGAAGAGGACGUGUACCGCGCGCAGCACGGCCAGUCGCUAUUCGACUACAUCGACAAGCUGCACCAGAAGUCGCCUAAUCUGUACAAUUUCUUAUACACGCCGGACCUUGACAACCCGGUACUACGGCCGAUGUCGUCCGUAUGCAGCCUGGAAGUGUGGGAGUACUACACGCACGAGGAGCUAGCUCACGGCGCGCCGUACGACCUCGAGGCGCAGUCACCCGACGACGAGCGGGAGCCGCGCGCUCGCCGCACCGUCACCGCCGGAUACGAUAGCAUACCUCGCGCCAUGCCGGCUUCGUUUACCGGACUGUUGGAACGGAUCCGUUCGUUAGAACUGGAGUUAGGGCACCUGCCGCAGAAAUGGCGCGUGCGCUGGGACCAGCUCGAGCUGCCUAAUACGCUGGAACUGCAGCGCAACUCGUCGCUGUCGUCGUCGGUGGUGCGGCGCUGCACGCUGCUGCUGCACAAGCGCGGCACGCUGGAGCUGCUGGUGCGCGGGCGGCUGGCGCGCGCACCCGCGGCCGCGCCGCAGCACCGCUGGGGCGCCGCCGCGCACGCCGCGCCGCAGCGCUGCGACCACUGCGACCAUCUGCUGUGGGGACCCGUCAAGACGGGCGUCCGCUGCAUGGACUGCGGCGCGAGCUGCCACGAGCGCUGCGCGGACCAGCUGACCGCGCCCUGCACGCGGUACAAGGCGCCACCGCCGCCCGAGCGCGAUAGAGAUCCAAGGGCCUCUGGGGGAAACAGUGUCGGGACACUGCAGUCAUCUUCGCAGCAGUACUACGAGCAGUUUUCGUCGAACGUGGCUGAGAACAGGACGCACGAGGGCCACUUGUACAAGCGGGGCGCGCUGCUCAAGGGCUGGAAGCAACGGUGGUUUGUGCUAGACUCCAUCAAACAUCAGCUUCGCUACUACGACGCGAUGGAGGACUCGCAUUGCAAAGGCUUCAUUGACUUAGCAGAGGUGAUCACUGUAAUGCAGGCCCCACCCGCACCCGGACCGCCUAAGAAAUGCGACGACCGCUCCUUCUUUGAUCUACGAACGAGCAGACGCACCUACAACUUCUGCGCGAGCGACGCCAACGCGGCGCAGGAGUGGAUCGAGAAACUGCAGGCGUGUCUGCAGUGAGCGAGUCACAAACUUCACGCUGUCCCCUUUUGUCGGGAGCGCCGUGAGCGAGAUGCCAAUAGUCUAAUAAUAGUUUCAGCCGUUACUAGGGCAUUUUACAAAAAAAUGCAUGAUACAAUACUGUUUAUUGCACACCUCUAACAGUUUACAUUCAAACAGAGACUUUGACAAAGAAAAUAAAUUUUAAAUGUACAAGUUUUCUUUACUUGAAUCCAUAUUUGUGAUUCGUUAUUUGGAAACGCCUAUAUUAUCUUUAUUUUUAAAUAUUGUUCAACACGCGUGCUAAAACUAAAAAGGCAAAAAUUGAAUUAAACUUGUUAUGGACGACCUCUAGUACGUUACACUUGUAAUACCUUGAAUUCUAGUAUAAACUGAUUUAAAAGUAUUUCAAUAACUAAAUCGACAAAAAGUGUAUGACUAGUGAAAUAUACCCACAAAUAACUAAACAGUUAAAAAAGUGACGCGAUCUCACGGUCCUCGCGCCAUCUAGCGUAGUUAUUGCGUAAACAGCUUCACUAUCGCUCUUGUUUUUUAAGAGAUAGAGUUGAAAAUCCGCGGAUGGUUUUUUAGAAGUUGUUUACCCAGUUAGGAUAAUUGUCGACAAAUAUAUAGUGUUGUUAUGUUGAAUUUGUACAUAUUUUAUCUUUAAUUAUUGUUGUGUAAAGACUUUCGUUCCAUUAUGUGUAAAAUUCAGUUCGUAGCGCCUCUGUCGCACGAGUUUACUCAUUCGUGUCUUCAUUUGAGCGUUUUCAGUGUUGUAAUGUGUAUUUUACAUGCACAUUAGAAAUGUAUGCAUUUUUGGUGGCCCAUGAGGGGGCGCAGGCUCAAAUGAUGACACGGCUUUAUUGUGACCGACGCAAGGCGUGUUUAGUUCUAAAUAUAAAUUAUAUUUCUUAAUGGAAGAUAUUAUUUUUUACUCGGGAAUCUCGUUGCAAUGAGCCACCCUCGUUUAUUGUUAUAUACUCAUUGAUAAUUUUGUAUGUUUUGUAAAUAGUGACACCCACAUAUCAGCCGCCGCGACGCCCUGAAUUUAACCUCUAUAUGCACAUGCUUAUAGCCAUUGACACGGCACCUGUCUCUUUCGAACUUUAUACGCUCGGAUUCAAUAUGACUACCUACAGUUACAUUGUCCUUAAAUCGCGUCUAAAAAAACUAUCGUUCUUGAGACAUCAUUUCAUCGUAGAUUUUUGGCUUUUGAUAUAAUCAUUGAUCAUUAAUGUUUUUUUACUUGCAAUAGUGUCCGACAAUGAUUUCAACGUCGUAACGCCCAAUGUGCAUUCCAAGGACAUUCCGCUUAAACUAAUUAGAACCUUUAAUAGAGCAAACAAGGUUGAAAUUAAAAAUAGGAAUUUUUGUAUUGUGGGCCUUAAGGGGUUCAAAGAUUCCAAUAUAAAUUUCUGCUUAUAUUUGGGACUUUGGGAGUAGCGUAACUGCUAUAGUAAAAUAUUCAAUCCCUGGUGUGUGAGAGAGCCAGAUGCAGGUUAUAAGCACUAUUUAACUUUGUAACCAUUAACCAAGUCUAAUGCAAAUGCUUAUUUACAUUUUGUUAUAUAUGUUGGUGUUUAUAAAUGUAAGGAUGUAUACAGCAUCAGGCAGGCAGAGUUUUAUAUCGAUUUCAGUCAAAAAUCCAUUUAAAGAUGGAAUAUAAAUUGACUGAAUGGCAUCUUUGAUCUGAGAUCGUCAUCCUGCCGACUGUAUAUGAUUAUUGCUAAGAUUGUUGUGUACAUAUUAUUGACGUGGGGUCCGCAUUUCGUCGCGGUGGGCGAGCGGGAUAUGAAUGUUGUGUUGUGUUUGUGUUGUGAGGGCUCGGUCGAUGCUUUUUAUUCUGUGUUAUACUAUACAUAUAAAUACCUAACCUCUUCACACUCGCCCUAGCCAGGCGUGGCUCACUCCGCGAUUUCGUCGCUUUGCGACAGGUACAAGUACAUCCGUUCCACCCCAAUUUUGGGGAAAGCCAUAGGCCGCGCGUGGCGCUGUCGCCACCUAGCGGCCAUAUCUGUGCUGAUCGUAACCGAUGCGUUUUGUUAGAGAGUGAGUCUUCUGUACCUAGUACUAUUAUUUAUUCUAUGCUAUGGCGCGUUACGUAGGUAUAAUAGGCAUGGAGUUGAAAGGGUUAAAAGCGACAUAACGUCUUAUUGGGAAUAUUUAGAUUUCUCUAAUGAUUCUUAUAGUUGUACUUUGCACUACAUAUCUAUAACGUAGAGGUCAAAUCACAAGGUUAAGAUCAAAAGCUCGAAGAGUUCUCACAACACUUAGAUGUACGCGCCUGUAGCGCUGUAGAGAUUAUUCGUGCCAAAUAUGCACCGAGUGCGAUCAGAACUUGCUUUGCUAUAGCACUGGCCGUAUACUCGUAGGCCCCCUGAGGCCGUACAAGGUUUUAUAGGCCUCUAAGCCGUACUCACAAGGCCACUGUCAUAUCAGAGAGUGGAUUGUGAGACUUCAAAACAGUUUCGCUAAACAGCAUCACCAUCAAGGUAUUGGCUAGGCCUGAUAGGUAUGUAAGCACUGGUAAGCUUUCGCUUGGUGUCUCAGUUUCACCGCCUUAUAGAAGAAAUAAUGUAAGGGGCGAUUGGCAUUUCAUUGCUAGUUCGGUCUUAACUGACCAUCGGUGAACCCUAUGUAUUGGCAAUAAGGCUUACAAAUUGUCAGUUUACAAUGUGGACGAUGAUCUUGUCUUAUACCUUUCAUUACCAAAUGCCAGCGUGUCCAUUGGUUCCAUCAUUGGACUAAUAGCACAGACAAAAAUCAAGGACAUCUACCAUUGUUAUUUAUUUAGGCCGAUAAAGUUACCCACUCUAAACUGUCGCUUCUGUUCGAAAUAGUUUGUGUGAAUAUGACCGUUCGUCCCAUUAUGUUCAUAGUUUCUGUGAGCUGACCCAGCCUCGUAUGUGCUGUGUACCGUCAAAUAAAGAGAUUUUU
Messenger RNA from Cydia fagiglandana, 9149 nucleotides. It is a transcript of the gene Sbf, whose product is annotated as myotubularin-related protein 13. The transcript is spliced from 40 exons. Gene Ontology annotation, molecular function: guanyl-nucleotide exchange factor activity. Gene Ontology annotation, cellular component: cytoplasm; membrane. The coding region runs from base 459 to 6230 and encodes 1923 amino acids. NCBI's taxonomy places the organism in Eukaryota, Metazoa, Arthropoda, Insecta, Lepidoptera, Tortricidae. The record is from RefSeq and is a predicted model, not a curated record.